AUGCUGCCUUCAUUAGAACUUGCUAAACAACUAUCAACUCAUUGUCAUGUUACAUAUCUUAUUUCAGCAAAUAAAAUCAAGGAACUUGAAAGUAAAGGUUUUAUUCCCAUCUCCAACGUUAACAGAACACUUGAUAUUGUUGGUUUAAUUGAUGGAAAUGAUGAUAUACCUGAAUUUGAACUUCAAGAUUCUCAAAUUAAACUGAACAAUACGACAAAACUAAGUCUUGACAAUCGUCAAAAAUUGAUAUUUAAUAAUGUAAUCAAUCGAAUGGGUACAGCACUUAAUCAAUUAUUUCAUUCAAAUCAAAGUCAAUUCUCAUUACAACCUCUUACUACUCAACAUAUUUCUUUACCUAUCGAUACGAUUAUCAUUCAACCAUUUACUCCAUUAUCAUUAUCUCAAUUUUCAAUACCUAUUCAUCUAUUCUUACCUAGUAAUCUUGACGAUAAUAUAUCAAAUAUUAUACUUGAAAUUGAUAAACUAUUAACAUCAUCAACAAAUGGCGAACCAAUGACAGCAACAAAAUCUUCAUCAACAUCUGAUCAAGAUACUUCAACUUCGGCAAUACCAAAAGCAUUUUCAUGUUCAGCAUGUUUACUACAAUCAUACCGUUUAUGA
Molecule: messenger RNA, 621 nt
Organism: Adineta steineri
Lineage: Eukaryota; Metazoa; Rotifera; Eurotatoria; Adinetida; Adinetidae
Source: the annotation of a GenBank genome assembly